AACGAAUGGCGUAUUCAGCGCAGAAUUUUGUCGCCGUUUCUGAUCUGCACCCGAAUCUCACUCGUCCUAAUAUAAUUGGUGUGGUGAUUGGAAAAACAGAUGCCAAAGGCUUUCCAGACCGAAAAAAUAUUGGAUCAGAAAGAUACAUUUUCAAUUUCACUGUUCGCGAUUCGCCAUCAUACUUCAUCAAUGUGAAUUCCUGGGGAAGGGAGGACUAUAUUAAGUCGCUUUCCGAUAGCUUUAGAGUCGGCGAUUGCGUCAUAAUUGAAAACCCUUUGGUACAAACAAAAGAAGUGGAAAGGGAGGAAAAAUUCAGCCCGACAACUCCUAGCAACUACAAGCUUCUGCUGAGUGAAAACCAUUCAUCUGUGAGGAUCUGUUUCCCGGGUGAAGUGGACCCCCAACUGCUCUCCCUGUUGAACAUUCCUGUGAAGGACCCCCAAGACUUCUACUCACUGGGGGAUAUUGUGGCCAAUGGACAGAACCUGGAUGGGAGGAUUAUUAAUGUUCUUGCUGCUAUUAAAUCAGUUGGUGUGCCAAAAUGCUUCACCACCUCGGACAGAAGGAAAGGCCAGCGAUGUGAAGUAAGGCUGUAUGAUGAAACAGAGUCUUCCUUUGCAAUGGUAUGCUGGGACAAUGAAUCUAUCCAACUUGCACAGAGCUGGAUGCCUCGAGAAACAGUUAUCUUUGCAGCAGAUGUAAGAAUAAACUUUGACAAAUUCAGAAAUUGCAUGGUUGCCACUAUCAUUUCAAAAACCAUCAUCACUGCAAAUCCUGAUACCCCAGAAGCAAAUAAUCUUCUCAACUUUAUACGAGAAAGUGCAGAAAUGUUAGAUCUGGAUGAUGACAUCAGAGAGCAAUUCAGAGAAUCUGUAAAUUUGCAGACAAUAGCUGAUGUUUAUACAGUGGAACAGUUAAAAUCUGAAGUUGUGCAGAAAGUCGGAAAGCCUGAACCUUUCUAUGGCAUCAUUUUUGCCUACAUUUCGACACUGAAUAUUGAUACCGAAACACCAAAGGUCAUACGCAACAGAUGUGUCAAGUGCCGCUUUGUGGUCAACGAAAACACAAACGCGUGUUCUUUCUGCCCCGAUUUUGGUGCCUCUUCUGAUGCCAUCUCAGUCUUCCCCAGCUUUGAUCUCUUUGUCGAUCUGACUGAUCACACAGGCACCCUCCAUUCUUGCAGUCUCUCCGACACAGUGGCCGAAGAGACUCUGGGUUAUACGGUCCAGGAGUUCCAGGCUUUGACCGAGGCUCAAAGGACUGCCUUGAAGUGGCACUUUCUGUUGGAACGAAGCAAAAUUUACUUUAAAAUUAUUCCUUCUGCAAGUUCGCGAACUGGACUGAGAGUGAACCUCCUCUCUUGCAAGCUGGCUGAUCCUGUGGAAGCCAGUCAACACCUGUCAGUGAAAGAAAAAUAA
Messenger RNA from Anolis sagrei ordinatus, 1418 nucleotides. RefSeq names its product meiosis specific with OB-fold (gene MEIOB). Gene Ontology annotation, molecular function: single-stranded DNA 3'-5' DNA exonuclease activity; single-stranded DNA binding. Gene Ontology annotation, biological process: resolution of meiotic recombination intermediates. The record is from RefSeq and is a predicted model, not a curated record. NCBI's taxonomy places the organism in Eukaryota, Metazoa, Chordata, Lepidosauria, Squamata, Anolidae.